AUGGCCGACCAACAGCAGUUCUUUUUGAAAUGGAACGAUUUCCAAAGCAACAUGGUCUCCUCCUUCAGGCAUCUACGGGACGAGAAAAGCUUCACGGACGUAACCCUGGCCUGCGAGGGGCAAACGUGCAAGGCCCACAAAAUGGUGCUCUCCGCUUGUAGUCCAUAUUUCAAGAGCUUAUUAGAGGAGAACCCCUCGAAGCACCCGAUAAUCAUCCUAAAAGACGUACAGUACAGCCACUUGCAGGCCAUUUUAGAAUUCAUGUACGCGGGCGAAGUGAACGUGAGCCAAGAACAGUUACCUGCCUUUUUGAAAACCGCCGAUCGAUUGAAAGUCAAAGGUCUGGCAGAGGCGCCGCAGGCUAUCAGUAGGGAAUGA
This is a messenger RNA of Phyllotreta striolata, 378 nucleotides long. The record is from the annotation of a GenBank genome assembly. Lineage: Eukaryota; Metazoa; Arthropoda; Insecta; Coleoptera; Chrysomelidae.